AUGACACUCGCACUCUCUACAACUGUACGUUUAUUUUUUCUUUUUAUUCUCGCAUGCACAUCUCAAUACGCAUACGCUGAUGAUUAUUACGCAAGCGGAUCGAUCGUGUGCCCAGACCAUGAGCCCUGCGCAACUGGGCAAACCAUAGGUAGUAUCAUCGAUCAAGGGAAUGAGGGUCAGGGAAACCCUGUACCGACUAUUACUUCCAGUUCAACACUGACAUGCAGCACGAGUAGCUCGCCUACCCCGACGAUUUCUACAGAUGCCAACGGAAACAUUGUCGGACAAAUCAUCAACAGUGGGAACAAUUAUUAUGACUGUAACCGGACCGUAAGAUCCAAUAACACGAAUCCUACUGUAACAAGAACGCAAGGUGGGAAUUCAAUCUCGGUGGCUGGAAAUGCGGCAAGCUCUUUGAAAUUGAGAAUUCUGAUUGUGGGAGCAAUUGUAGGAAUUUGGAUGGCAUUGAUGUAA
Messenger RNA from Paraglomus occultum, 474 nucleotides. The record is from the annotation of a GenBank genome assembly. Lineage: Eukaryota; Fungi; Glomeromycota; Glomeromycetes; Paraglomerales; Paraglomeraceae.